Molecule: messenger RNA, 3420 nt
Organism: Vespa mandarinia (Asian giant hornet)
Lineage: Eukaryota; Metazoa; Arthropoda; Insecta; Hymenoptera; Vespidae
Product: homeobox protein E60
Biological process (GO): neuron differentiation; multicellular organism development; regulation of transcription by RNA polymerase II
Cellular component (GO): nucleus
Molecular function (GO): DNA-binding transcription factor activity, RNA polymerase II-specific; RNA polymerase II cis-regulatory region sequence-specific DNA binding
Source: RefSeq, a predicted model, not a curated record
AUCGUUGUCGUCGUCGUCGUCGUCGUCGUCGUCGUCGUCGUCGUCGUCGUCGUCAACAUCGCGUGCAUUCUCGUCGUUGUUCAUCGACGAUUCACUAACUGCCCGGCCGUUACUUCGAUGGUGUCGUCCUAACCGUUCGCUUUCCCUUCGGACCAAGAGUAGAGUGCGUGGUACUACUAGUCGCGUCGAGUAACCGUGAGAGAAGAAACCGUGCGUUAGUUCGAAGGAAACAGUGUGUGCGCGUUGCUACUUCGACGUGCAACACCCAAAUCGUGAAAAAAGUUUCUUCCGUUUAUCGUUGACCUGUACCCUUGGUGAUUUGAACUCGAAGUGAGAUCUCUUAACGUUUCGGCUAAUGUUCGAGAACAGGCCACAGGGUUAUGUUGCAUCGAUCGAUCACAAAACCAAGGAACCUUUUCUGAAGCGGGGAAAGGUAAGAAGAGAUGGACAGGGAUAUUCGAGCGUGCACGAGGCGAAUACGAGGCUGCCCGUCGGAAUGGGAAAGGUCGAAGGUAGCGUUUUACGCCUGAGAUAGACCAUAAAUCGAGUUAGAGGAAAGAAUAGUGAUAUAAAAUUUAGCCGAUUGGUGAUCAACGCUUUAUCAACGUAAAGUUUCGAUCGAUGAUGUUCCUAGACGUAACGCGUGACGGAUGAUCGGUGGUGCUUCAGUGACGACAAGACGUCGUAAAUAAUCUGUAGGAAAGAACGAUGCGUUUAACAAGGUACAAAUGAACGAUAUCGACUCAGCGAGAGCGGCUCCGAUGGACGAGCAGGGAUGUUGACGAAGCAUUCGAUCGAAGUGAGUCCAACGAUUCGAUCGAUUUAAUCAAAGGAUCACUCCUUCGAAAGAUGUCCAACACGAGCGCCGAAUCCUCGUCUAUUUUGACGGAGACAACGGAUGUUCGAGAGAUGAGGCAGAAUCAAUCGCGUCUCGAUCAAGAGACGGAGGAGUCGGAGAAACGCGAUCAGGAGAGAUGCGAGAACGGGGAGAGCGAUUGCGAGAGCGAUACCAGCGAGGUGCUCAGCGUCGGCAGCGAGCCAACACCGGCGAGCGUCGUUGGUGUCAGAGUUUGCGGUGGAACGAAGUACGGCGAUCAAGAAUCAGCGAGUAGUCGUGGUGAAUUUCGAGAGGAAGAAAAUACGAGGAUAUCGGCGACCCCAUCGCCUUCCAGCUCGACCAGCUGCAACGACAGUUAUUAUCAUCGAACAUCGAGCGGUGGUGGUGCACAUGUUUCUGCGCCGAGUCCUCUGGCCUACAGUCAACCGCCGUCAUCGCCGACGGCUUCCUCGGUCAGGUCACCGGCAUCUUCUUCGGCAACGGCCUCGUCUCCUGGUCGACCUGAAACUUCUGGACAGGAACCGAUACUCCCUAGGUAUCAGGUAACGGGAGGUCACCAACACCUCCUACCUCGAUAUGCCUCCAGAGAAACCGAGAUUUCGGAUUAUCCGACUCGCGUUCAGCAUGGAUUAACUCACGAGAUAGUUUAUCCAAGCGUAGAGAGACUACACCGUACACCGAUAAGCGUUCCUCUGGUAACCAGGCUAUCGUUGUCACCACCGUCGGCCAUGACCGUAUCCGGACUUCAAGCAACCACGCCGAUCCUUCAUCCGAGCGCGUGUAGAGAUCCUCGAGAAACCACCUCGCUGAUGCCCCAUCCUAGCCAGCAUCUUCAUCACGCUAGCGCUCACGGUCACUUGCAUCAAACCUCUCAGGUACAACACGUGCCGGCAAACGCGUCGGUUCAUCAGCAUCAGCAUCAUCGACUCUCGGUAAAUAAAAUACUCCAAAGAGACGAGUCCUCAUCGCCGACGGCCAGUGUGAGACCCGAGGAAAACGGUCGUACCGUGGCAACCACGAACGGGGUUCAAAACAACGCGAACGGUAAUCACCACAAUAAUCACAAUAACAACAAUAACAACAACAACAACAACAACAAUAACAACAAUCUCCAGCAUCAGGCGGGUCUUAAGUUUAGUAUAGACAACAUAUUGAAAGCGGACUUUGGUAGGAGGAUAACCGAUCCGAUUUCAUUGAAGAAAUCAAGACCUAAGAAAACAUCGUCGAGGCCGAUAGAUCUCACGAAAGACUUUUUGGAAUCGUCUUCCGAAGGAUCCGAAAGGAGUAACUUGGAAACAGUUACGACGAACGCGGCAUCGCCGACCGGCGGUGUUCCCGCAGUUGUCCCUACGAGCAAUCAAACUUCCAAUGCACCUGGACCACCAUCCUCCGAGCCGGGAAAACAAAUGCUUUGGCCAGCCUGGGUCUAUUGCACGAGAUAUUCCGACAGGCCAUCCUCCGGACGAAAACCGUCACGUGUGAUUUCAGGUCCACGUACGCGGAGAGUGAAGAGGACAGGUGAUUCACGUGGAAGCGGUACUACGCCCGAGGAGAAACGACCUAGAACGGCAUUCAGUGGUGAACAAUUGGCAAGAUUGAAACGAGAAUUCGCUGAGAAUCGUUACCUGACAGAACGCCGUAGGCAACAACUAUCGAGGGAUUUGGGAUUGAACGAGGCGCAAAUAAAAAUUUGGUUCCAGAAUAAAAGGGCAAAGAUUAAAAAGGCCAGCGGACAGAAAAAUCCAUUGGCAUUGCAGCUUAUGGCCCAGGGAUUGUACAAUCAUUCGACCGUGCCGUUAACGAAGGAGGAAGAGGAACAGGCAGCGGAGUUACAAGCGAAAUGACGAUUAUAGAGACGAUUAUAGUGCGGCCAUCCGUAGAAUUUAUUUCUACUCGUCGAUAUCCGAUUGCCGAAAUAACGGAUUUAAAUCUUCAGGGUUCCUCUUUUAGUCAUUUCCUCUCGCGCGUUACUCUCGACAAAAAAAAAAAAAAGAAGGGGGUUCACGAGGGAACGACUUGGGUAUACAAUAUUAUUUACAUAUAUGCGUUCGAGGAUUCUUUUGUUUUUCUUUUUCUUUUUCUUUUUUAUUUUUAUUUUAUUUUGUUUUAUUUGAUUUUGUUUUUCUUUUUUGUUUGUUUUUUUUUUUUUUUUUUUUUUUUUUUUCCUUUGUACCUUUAACCUUCACUCUUUUCGUUUCGCCCUUUGUACAUUUGAAAUUGUUAACGGGAAAAUAGGGAUGUUCAUUUCGACGAUCAAUCAUAUUCACUUUAAUAUCAUCGAAUUCUAAUUUAUCGUUUCAAUUCAACAUUUAUCAAUUUCGUUUAAUUAAUUGACUAAAAACACUGAUGGUCCUUCUUCGAUCGUUAUUUUUUUUAUUUUUUUAUUUUUUCUUCUUUAUCAUACACAUUUUCAAAAAUAUAGAAACAAGAGUGUCACAAUACAACCAACGUCCCUCGGAACCUUCACAGUGCCAUUUACGUACAUACAUACGAUCUAAAUAAAAUCCAUUUUUGAGGAUCGAGUGAAAAAUAAAUGGAAAAGACAAAAAAACAAGAAAAAAAAAGCAAAAAAAUAAAAAAAA